AUGAUUGGGAUAGAAGUAAAGGGACGUUUAAAUCAAUACAUAAAAGCCGUCCUGCGCAACGUAGUUGACGAAAAUGUGAUUGUCUUCUACCCGGAAAAGAACGAAGAGGAACAAGUUCCGAUAAAAAAUGUGCGACUACCCCCAACUUCCGAAAGGGAUGUUCAUCCUGGACAAAACGGGGAAGCCCUAUUUUCUGUCGCUACCGAUCAAACUCCAAGUUCCUCUAGUAAUACAAUUACACUGCCUGGCCGUUGGGGAGAGGAAACUAAUGGUAAACCGGAAGUUGAACUCAUACUAGAUGAUCAGCUGAAUUAUCUCCCUAUUCCAUCUUGGUGGCCUUGCCGCGUUGUCAAGAUUCGAGAUGAUGUCGCGGUGGUGAAGUUAAAUGUAACUCCGCCGGCCGAUGCAACGCCCUCAGAAAUUUCAGUUUGUACACAGCUUUCUACUGUUACCGAGAUCGUAAGUCGUAAGUCCCUACGUCAGCCCAGUGAUGAUUGCCCAUGUCUGUCACCUGAUAUCAUUCACCGGCAUCGUAUUGAAAUUCCAAAGGAAUUGGCAGACUUUGCUUCUGAUCCUUCUGUCCACCAUGACUUUUUGCGCCAUUGUGGUGGCCCUGUAAGCCUAUACUACGAUAAUGAGUCUUCCUGUUUGGUCGUGUUAACGACAGACCCUGUAACAGCAAAGAAUGUUGCCUUGUUGGAAGAUACUCAUUUAAGAAUGUUGCGCCAAAAAUGGGCCCUAACUCGAAGUCUUCGGCAAACUAUUCGGAAUCUUGAGGUCAAUCGAGGACCAGAUGUAUCACGACCAGGUGGGUCAAAAAACUGCAGUGACUGGAACAGUGAUCCUAGUCUAUUUGUUGAAAAGUUUUUUGUUCCUCAGCAUCUCAUGGGUUUAGCUAUAGGUGCUCGUGGUGUAAAUAUUCGUGCUGCAAGAGAAAUUCCUGAUGUAAUCCGUAUCGAGUCAUGGGAACCGUCAGAAUAUAAUGCAAGAAAUAAUGACCCUGUUGAUAAUUCUGGAGAUUAUGGUGAAGCUGCGAUGUUUGUUAUAGAAGCCAAGACUCUGGAAGCUGCAAAACAAGCUCGAGCUAAACUAGAAUACUCCGAGUUAUAUUUAGGUGUUCCACGUCGUUAUGUAGGACGUUUGAUCGGGAAAAGAACGUCAAAUAUUAUGUCUAUCAUUCGUAAAUCUGGUGUUGUUCACAUUCAUUUCGAUGAUCAUAUUGAAGGCUCCGUAUCACUCAGUGAUGAUAAUAACCAAACUGAUGUUAUUAAGUAUACCUAUCCAGGGCGUCCUUUAGCAAGUACAAUGCGACGAGUCUUUUUAAAGGCUGGAAGUGCUCAGACAUCCUCACAACCAUAUACAGAUGAGGAAUACGGUGGAUUCAUACUAGCUGGUACAAGGGACUCGAUCGAAAAAGCUCGUUUGUUGAUCAACUUCCAAAUGGAUUAUUUCUAUGAUCUUGAAAAGAUGGAGAGCGAAAAGCUGGAGUUAAUGCGUAGUUUAUCUCAUGGUGGAGUGGACUCUGGUCCAGGCUACCCACCUCGUGGUACGGCAGUCGGACGUUGGGGUGAACGUGGUGGUGUUGGGAAUUAUGGCCGUGGUGGUCGCGGACGCAGACCAGGUCGUGGUGGUCUGUUACAUCCUCCUGUUAGUGAUAUCAAUCAUGGACAUUAUACAGAUGAUGAAAAUAUUGGAAAUCCAAUCCCCUAUCGAGGCGCAAAACGUACGCCUCGUGAAACAUACGGUCACCGUAGUUCUGGUGGAAGAAUCCCACGUCAAAGUGGAAGAGGAAGUCGGCGAUUAGGAGGUUCAGGUCGCGACUCUAAUUGGAAUAACCACAUGAACAACAACGGGGAUGUCACUGACCGUCGUCGAGGUUCGGGUGAUUCGGAUGUCUUAGAGUCUGACAACUUACCUGAUGGUUUAUCUGCAGAACGAGCAAACGCUGGAAGACAUAACAGAGUAGAACGUCACUCUCCAGCUCCAAAUGGAUUUUAUUCUGAUAGAGAACGUGGGGACGAAAGUGAAGAUACCCUCAAUCCUACCAAUGAAAACAAUUUCCCAUGUGGUGAUGCGUCUUCUGAAGACGGUGGGGGUUGUUCAGUUGACAAUAUGCGCUCAAGACUGAAUAAAUAUGUACAUAGUCGUCGUAACAGUAAAUCACGUCCCCCACGUCGCUCACAUCCAGCUCGUCCCCCAAAUUCCGACCAGUGGGAUACAAAUUGUCAAUUCAACAACGUCGAUUCAUCUCUUGGUAGUCAGAAAUUGCGUAGUGGUGGUGGUGGUAAUUAUUCUGCCAGACAGCAGUCGGCGCAAGUAGUAUAUCAGGAAUAG
Messenger RNA from Schistosoma spindalis, 2334 nucleotides. The record is from the annotation of a GenBank genome assembly. Lineage: Eukaryota; Metazoa; Platyhelminthes; Trematoda; Strigeidida; Schistosomatidae.